Messenger RNA from Plasmodium gonderi, 441 nucleotides. Its product is annotated as SWIB/MDM2 domain-containing protein. Bases 1 to 441 code for a protein of 146 amino acids. Gene Ontology annotation, cellular component: nucleus. The transcript has a single exon. NCBI's taxonomy places the organism in Eukaryota, Apicomplexa, Aconoidasida, Haemosporida, Plasmodiidae. The record is from RefSeq and is a predicted model, not a curated record.
AUGAAUUUCAUUAAAAAGAACAUAUUGAGUGGAAAACUUCCAACCACCCUAAGAAUAAAAUAUCAGUCCAUGAGCCCCACAAAAUUUUGCGUAAUAAAUCAUUUCAGCACAGACAAUGAACACAAAAGGAAAAGUGAUGAGAAAAGUGAAACAAAAAUGAAGCACGAUAAUGUUAAAGAAAAAAAACCAAAUGGAUUACAAAUCGACUGUGAAAUUAAGAGUCCUUUGAAAGAGUUUUUAAAUACUGACACUGCUUCAAGAGUUUAUGUUUUGAAGUAUGCAUGGAAAUAUAUUAAGGAAAAUAAUUUACAAAAUCCAAAUACAAAAAGGAAAAUUGUACCAGAUGAAAAGUUGAAGCAAGUCCUGGAAAAGGAUGAAGUGGAUAUGCUAGAGGUUCCCAAGUUGCUCUUCAGACAUAUGUCAUCCAUUCGGAAGGAUUAA